UUCGCUUAAUCGUCGACCGAGGCGGUCGUCGCCACGUUUCACGAAGAUGCCGUCGAUCGAAGUGUUGAUAGGCCUGGUUGCCUUAUUAUUGGCCGUUCGCUACUACGUAACGAGGAACUAUGACUAUUGGAAGAAACGGCGAGUUCCGGGACCGGAGCCCGUCGCGUUGUUCGGGACGAUGAAGGAUGUGCGCCUAAGCAAAGUGCACAUUGCCGAUUACACAAAGUCAGUCUACGAUUCGUAUCCGGAUGAGCCGGCAGUCGGUCUGUUUGCAGGCACCGAGCCAGCGCUGUUGAUCAAAGAUCUUGACAUGAUUAAAGACGCACUCGUCAAGAGCUUCGUGACGUUCCCGGAUCGCGGUGUCAAAAUCCACGUUGACAUCGAGCCGCUCGCGCAGCAUCUGUUAUUCUUGGAAUACGAACGAUGGAAGCCGAUGCGCAGGAAGCUUGCGCCCACGUUCACCUCCGGUAAAUUAAAGGAAAUGUUCUAUUUGGUCAACGAAUGCGCCGACCACUUUGCCGACUAUCUCGAGAAUCUAGCGUCUAAGAACGAGCCAAUUGAAUGCCGCGAGCUUACUGCUAAAUUUACGACUGACGUAAUCGGAGUAUGCGUUUUUGGCUUGAACAUGAAUGCGUUGGCGGACGAGGAUAGCGAGUUUCGAAAAAUUGGUCGACGCAUUUUCGCCGACAGUUGGUUCACUAGGUUGAAGCUUCUGAGCAGAUUUUUACCACACUGGGCCGUAGUUCCAUUCAAAUCGUUUUUACAAGAUGAACAUACCGACAUAUUUUUCAUUAAUACUGUCACAUCCACAAUGGAAUAUAGAAAGAAAAAUAACAUCCGACGACAUGAUUUCAUCGAUCUUCUGAUGGACAUACGCGACCAUCCUGAGCAAGUUGGCGAAGAGGAAAUUUCCGAUGUAAUAUUAACCGCCCAAGCGUUCGUUUUCUUUUUGGCUGGAUUCGAAACGUCGUCAACAACAAUCAGCAACGCCAUGUACGAAUUGGCCUUGAAUCCCGAUAUUCAAGAUAAUUUACGCCAGGAAGUUAAAGUUGCGUUUCAAGAGAACAAUGGAAAAUUGAGUUACGACGUCAUCAAAAAUAUGAAAUAUCUCGAUAAAGUGUUCCGAGAAACCCUUCGUAAAUAUCCACCAGUGGGUAUGUUACAAAGAGAAGCAGUGAGCGAUCACAUAUUUGCCGACAGCAAUAUUUCGAUUACCAAAGGCACGAAGAUAUUCGUUCCUGUCUAUGCUAUACACUACGAUCCAAACAUUUAUCCCGAUCCCAACAAGUUCGACCCAGAGAGAUUUGAAGAAGAUGCCGUUGAAUCGAGACCACACAUGACUUAUUUGCCUUUUGGAGAUGGACCAAGGAUUUGCAUAGGUGAACGAUUCGCGCAUAUUCAAACGAAGUUGGGUCUAGCAACCGUUAUUCGACAUUUCAAACUCGAAGUUUGCGAAAAAACUUGCAAGCAGUAUGAAAAACAAACUGGGCUCAUUCUGAUCGCGCCAAAAAGUGGCUUAUACUUAAGAAUCACGAAGCUUUGAUUGAUAUUUUCUCAUUUAUGGUAUAAUUUAACUAUCAAUUCUUGUAAUAUAAUUUUUGUUAUUUUAUAUGUUAUAAGAUUUUCGUUUGUUUUUAAUUUGUGAUAUCUUAUUAAUAAUUUAACUCGUGAUGUUUUAAUAAAAUUCGUUAAUGAACUAUUAAGUUUUCCAGAAAAAUUUCAAACGCAAUUCAGCACAUCUAUACUAGUUACAUCACGCAUUGGAAAAAUUGCUCGAUCAUGAUUCGCAGUGUUUUACGUGAUUGUUUGGGAGUGUUGUAAGCUUUUAUUCACAAAAAACUCGCAUAAGAAGCAUUAAUCACUCUGUGUGCAAUAACACUGGCAAUUAUAAACAAACUGCAAGAUUGCCUCGAUUGUUUUCAAUUUAUCUGACUGACGGUGAAGUUAUAUUACGUAAAAUUAUCCUCGACAGGUUGUGUUUGAGCUCGCGAUUCAGCCACUUCAGUCGACGACUGCUAUACGUUGUUCGGGAUCUCUUGAUGGGUUGGGUUGGCUUAUCGAUGUCAAUGCUCGAGUGUCGUGUCCUCUCGGCUACCUAGGCUUACCGCCGACUGUUAUCCGCCUCGGCCUCCUAAGUGCGUUCGUUGUCCCUCGAUCGCUCAAUUCGGCAGUGUCCGUAUGAAUGCGCGCUCGUUUUUUCAUUGCUCACUUCGUAUAAAUAUUCCGCAUUUCCUUCGCGUCCCCUCGAGUUUCGCAGUGAAGGUUUUUUCAUUGGCGACUUACCGCGCUCCAAUGUUCGAAUUUGCAAAUGAAAGAACGACUGUCCUCAAUAAACGAUAUAGUUUGUAUUAGACUAAUGCUGCGAACCCUCUGACUACGCGGCACGAGAAUAGAAAAAAGAACAUUUCUACGCGCUGGGAGCAAUAGAUGCAAAUAAACAUCUACAACUCAAGAUUAUAC
Phymastichus coffea is the source of this 2460-nucleotide messenger RNA. Its product is annotated as probable cytochrome P450 6a13. The transcript has 5 exons. Gene Ontology annotation, molecular function: oxidoreductase activity, acting on paired donors, with incorporation or reduction of molecular oxygen; heme binding; monooxygenase activity. Bases 47 to 1543 code for a protein of 498 amino acids. NCBI's taxonomy places the organism in Eukaryota, Metazoa, Arthropoda, Insecta, Hymenoptera, Eulophidae. The record is from RefSeq and is a predicted model, not a curated record.